AUUUCCAGCCGGAAGUAGGUUUCCAAUGACACGGAAGCCCUAUCGGGCCGCCCAGUAGACCCUUCCGUGCUACCCAGGCCAGGGACCCGCCCGGACCUUAGCAGGCGGGGACAGCGGGCACAAGGCCUGCCCCGCUCUCCCAGGAUUUCCCAGGCAUAACGGAAGUGGGUGGGGCUCCUCCGAGCACCACCCCUGCACGAUUGGCCAGCACGGCUGUCUCUCAGCGUUCUAGGGGGAGGGGCUGGGCGAUACUUACAACUAGGGCCGCGGGCGCGGGUAGCCAGUCGGGUGGGAGGCGCCGUAGCAAAAGUUCUGGGCACUGGUGCCGGUGGCUCGUGCCAUGGAACCGAGCCCCGACGUGUCCCCUGGGCCUUCCCGCUCCUUCAAGGAGGAGUUGCUCUGUGCUGUCUGCUACGACCCCUUCCGCGAUGCCGUGACUCUGCGCUGCGGCCACAACUUCUGCCGCGGGUGCGUGAGCCGCUGCUGGGAGGUGCAGGUGUCGCCCACCUGCCCGGUGUGCAAGGACCGCGCCUCGCCCGCCGACCUGCGCACCAACCACACCCUCAACAACCUGGUGGAGAAGCUGCUGCAGGAGGAGGCCGAGGGCGCGCGCUGGACCGGCUACCGCUUCCAGCGCGUCUGCCGCCUGCACCGUGGCCAGUUCAGCCUCUUCUGCCUCGAAGACAAGGAGCUGCUGUGCUGCUCCUGCCAGGCCGACCCCCGGCACCAGGGGCACCGCCUGCAGCCAGUGAAGGACACUGCCCACGACUUUCGGGCCAAGUGCAGGAACAUGGAGCAUGCGCUGCGGGAGAAGGCCAAGGCCUUCUGGGCCAUGCGGCGCUCCUAUGAGGCCAUCGCCAAGCACAAUCAGGUGGAGGCUGCAUGGCUGGAAGGCCGGAUCCGGCAGGAGUUUGAUAAGCUUCGUGAGUUCUUGAGAGUUGAGGAGCAGGGCAUUCUGGAUGCCAUGACCGAGGAGACAAGGCAGAAGCAGCUUCUGGCUGAGGAGAAGAUGAAGCAGCUCACAGAGGAGACAGAGGCGCUGGCACAUGAGAUCGAGCGGCUGCAGAUGGAGAUGAAGGAGGAUGAUAUUACUUUUCUCAUGGGAAUUGGGAGUGUUGUCUUGCCCGGUACCCAGAGUGCUUUCAGGAAUGAUUUGAAACAUAAGGGCCGAAAACGCCGACUCUUCUGCACCAUGGAGCCCGAGCCAGUCCAGCCCGGCAUGCUUAUCGAUGUCUGCAAGUACCUGGGCUCCCUGCAGUACCGAGUCUGGAAGAAGAUGCUUGGAUCUGUGGAAUGUGUGCCCUUUACCUUUGACCCCAACACCGCAGCCGGCUGGCUCUCUGUGUCCGAGGACCUUACCAGUGUCACCAACCACGGCUACCGCGUGCAGGUGGAGAACCCGGAGCGCUUCUCCUCGGCGCCCUGCCUGCUGGGUGCCCGCGUCUUCUCGCGGGGCUCGCACGCCUGGGAGGUGGCCCUGGGGGGGCUGCAGAGCUGGCGGGUGGGGGUGGUGCGUGUGCGCCAAGACUCAGGCGCUGAGGGUCACUCGCACAGCUGCUACCACGACACGCGCUCGGGCUUCUGGUAUGUGUGCCGCACACAGGGCGUGGAGGGGGACCACUGCGUGACCUCAGACCCAGCCACCGCGCCCUUGGUCCUGGCCAUCCCACGCCGCCUGCGUGUGGAGCUGGAGUGUGAGGAGGGUGAGCUGUCUUUCUAUGAUGCGGAGCGCCAUUGCCACCUGUACACCUUCCACGCCCGCUUUGGGGAGGUGCGGCCCUACUUCUACCUGGGAGGUGCGCGGGGAGCUGGUCCCCCUGAGCCUUUGCGCAUCUGCCCUCUGCACAUCAGCAUCAAGGAAGAACUGGAUGGCUGAGCUGGCCCGAGCCUGCUGGCGGCUGCCCAGGUCUUGUGCCACCGCACUGUUUUCUUUCUGCCCCCUUCCUAAUGCCACACUGCCUGGGCACCACUGUGCCCCGCCUCCUUGCCAGGCUCUUCCUUUUGUCCCGUCUGGUCCUUUUCCUUGACUCCAGGCCACGCCUCUCUCCAUGUUUGGUCCCUUCUCUGCCCACGGUCAAGAGCCAUUGGGUGGCACCUCACUGGCCAGGCUCUCCCGAGUCGUGGCAUCUCCACAAUGUGAAUUUUCUGAAUCUUCAUUCCAGGACUUCUGGGAAUAAUGUUUACUUCUAGAAUGGGCCAGUUUUAAACCAUCUCAUCCAGGUGUGGUAAAGCCAGUGGCUGAGGAGAGGACUGCCCUGGAAAGGAGAGUUUGUUACUCAUGGUUCUGGGAGGAGGGGCCGCAUAGGAAAGCCCCAGGGUGUGUCAGCAGGUGGAAGGAGGGAGUGGAACGUGUGUGCACGGGACUUCACUGUGGUUUUCUCAGGAAGCAAUGGGUAAGGCAGGGUAAGCAGGGAAGACAGGUUUAGGGGUAGCUGGCUUGAGUAAUUCAGUGGCUCUUGGCAUAGGGGCUGCCUUCUCUGUCUGAUACCUCGCCCCGGGAUAAUCAGGACGGGAAUGUUGAUGUGGGUUGUGACAGCCCGGUAGAGCCACACGAAGGAGGCAGCUGGUGCUAUUGCUCUGGAUUCGAUGGUUUCGAUAGGAAAGGCUGCUCUCAGCCCGAUGCUUGCUGUCACUAGAGACAUGGGGAUUGGCUAGCCUGGGAGGAGCAGUCUGUCCAGGUCAGCGAGGCCCGGAUGCCAGAUCAUCAAGAGUACAGGAAACAAAGCUACUACAGGGCCUCUGCGUGGCUGAAUCCCCUGUCUCCAUCAGAUCAGCUCUGAUUGAUCUAUUUAUACCUUCACGGUUUCCUCUGAACGCAGGCUUCCAGAGCCCCUUCAACACAACGUUUUUAAAAUCGUGGUUUUGCCUGUUCCCUUGCUGGGCCCCAGUUUCCCCACCUGGAAAUGACAUAGGACUGGAUGAGGACGUCUUGCUGUAGUUGCUGUAGAGGAAAUUCCUCUGGUUAAUUCUCAUCAGCUUUUGCAAAAAGGAAAGAAUGAGGGUACCCUUUUCAGUUGGGAUGAAAGGAGAGGGGUGGCUCCCUGGAUGUGGCCCUAGACGCUGCAGGAGAGGGAAGAGGAGGCUGGGCCUUGCUGCCUUCUUGUCUCUGCUGACUUCAGCCAGCUCAUGCUCACUCUGCCACUUGUGAUUUCAUCCCGAAUUUCUUCCUCCACCGUGCCUGCAACCCUCUUGUCUCUGCUGACUUUAGCCAGCUCCUGCUCGCUCUAUGGCUCGCGAUUGCAUCCCAGGUUUCUUCCUCCGCCGUGCCUGCAGACUUUCCUGGGCUUGUUUUUUCUCCUUCAUCUCUCAAGAGAGUUUUUAAUCGUCAACUCACCGUGUCCCAGGAAGUGGCAUCAUAAAAGGAUUUUUUUUUUUUUCCUAAAAGCAGUGUUAAAAUUGGGGUCACAUUCCUGACCAAGGACUCUGCAUCCCACCUCCUGCCCAUUCCAGUUCACAAAAACUGACAUUUUAAAAAAUCACACCUGUCAAUUGGUUAUCAACGUAUUGUGUACACUGGUUACAUAAAACUUAGGGCUACAAGGAGGGCCCAGGUAGGAGAUGCCAGUGUGUGAAGGGACUGGUUGGGCGUGGUGAUAAUGUUGGAAAAUCAGUGCAUGCACCUGGUGGGAGGAUGCUCAACCUCAGAAAAGCUCCAAGCCCUUUGGGAGCCAAUGCAUCCGAGAGUUUGACUCUCUCUAUAAAGUAUUUAUCCCACCCAUCAAUAUAAUUUUGAUAUAAUAAACUUGACCUGAAAUUAUUGCAUUAAUUAUAUUAAACUUUUAAAAAAUGUUGUUUUACUUUCACCUUACAUAUUGGAAGGGUUUUUGGUUUUAGACAGGAUAAUUUGCGCAGGCUAGGCCUCUUGAAAAAAAAAAUCAAAAAUGAUAUUUAAGCUAAGACUCUUUCUCUUUUGGCAUUUCCUUUUCAGUGUUAUAAGCAACAUUCAACCAUGUUGUAGCAUGUGUUCAACUCUAUUUUUUUGUUGGCUAAUAUUCCAUUGUAUGGGAUGACAGUACUGCAUUUUAUUUAUCAUGCAUCGAUUGGCAGCCACUUGGGUUGUUUCUACUUCUUGACUCUUACACAUAAUGCUGCUAGAAACAUUUAUGUACGAGUUUUUGCGUGGACGUAUGUUUUCAUUUCUCUUUGGUAUUUGCCUCAGAACAGAUUUGCUGGAUCAUGUGGAAACUGUGUAACCCUUGAGGGACUCCCAAGCUGUUUUCCAACGUGGCGACACAAUUUUAUAUCCAAGAGGGUCUGAGGGUUCUGAUUUCUCCACAUCCUUCAGUGCUUUUUAUUAUCUGUCUUUUAACUUAGCCCUCCUAGCAGGGGUGAUGUGUUACCUCAUUGUGAUUUUGGUUUGUAUCUCCCUGAUGGCGAAUGAUACGAGCAUCUUUUCAUGCGCUUCUUGGCCAUUUGUAUAUCUUCUUAAGACAACAAUGUUUAAAUCACUUGCUCAUUUUUUAAUCGAGUUACUUGCCUUUUUAUUAUUGAGUUGUAAGAAUCCUUUUAUAGCCGAGCACAAGUCCCUUUAUCAGGUAUAUGAUUAUAAAAUUUUCUCUGUGAGCUGUUUCAUUUCCUUGACAAUGUCCUUUGAAAUACUAAAGCUUUAAAUUUUGA
Messenger RNA from Callithrix jacchus (white-tufted-ear marmoset), 4617 nucleotides. It is a transcript of the gene TRIM35, whose product is annotated as tripartite motif containing 35. NCBI's taxonomy places the organism in Eukaryota, Metazoa, Chordata, Mammalia, Primates, Cebidae. The record is from RefSeq and is a predicted model, not a curated record. Gene Ontology annotation, molecular function: protein binding; zinc ion binding.